AUGAAUAUUGGUUCUAAAAAUAAAAAGAGGGUGGUUCUGCCCAGUCGUCCCGAGCCCCCUACUGUGGACCUGAUCCUGGAGGACAUCAACAGAACCGCUCCCAACGACCCGGUCUUCAGCAUCCUGGAGAAGACCGGACAAGAUUCGUACCGGUCCUCGGACAGCGAUGUGGACUUGCGGUUCCAGCAGUGUCAACAGUAUCUGGAGCUGAACGAGCGGCUGCAGGAGGCGAGAGGUCGACUGUUGCGAUGGAGGGAAGAGCUGCGAUUGGCAGGCGAGCAGCUACAAAAGGACAUGGCAGAGGUUAAAGGUCAAACACUCUGA
This is a messenger RNA of Pseudoliparis swirei, 324 nucleotides long. RefSeq names its product chromosome 5 C19orf25 homolog (gene c5h19orf25). The record is from RefSeq and is a predicted model, not a curated record. NCBI's taxonomy places the organism in Eukaryota, Metazoa, Chordata, Actinopteri, Perciformes, Liparidae. The coding region runs from base 1 to 324 and encodes 107 amino acids. The transcript has 2 exons.